Messenger RNA from Saccharomyces mikatae IFO 1815, 1320 nucleotides. RefSeq names its product Ymd8p (gene YMD8). The coding region runs from base 1 to 1320 and encodes 439 amino acids. Gene Ontology annotation, molecular function: antiporter activity. Gene Ontology annotation, biological process: UDP-glucose transmembrane transport. Gene Ontology annotation, cellular component: Golgi apparatus; cis-Golgi network; endoplasmic reticulum-Golgi intermediate compartment. The record is from RefSeq and is a predicted model, not a curated record. The transcript has a single exon. Lineage: Eukaryota; Fungi; Ascomycota; Saccharomycetes; Saccharomycetales; Saccharomycetaceae.
AUGAAUAGAAGUCUCUUUUUGGCAUUUCUAUUUGGAUGGUAUUUCUGUUCAAUAGCACUCUCAGUAUACAAUAGAUGGAUGUUCGAUCCGAAGGAUGGGCUGGGUAUUGGAUAUCCGGUGCUAGUAACGACGUUCCAUCAGGGUACUUUAUGGUUAUUAUCUGGCUUAUACAUUAAGCUUAGACAUAAACCAGUCUUCAGAAAGGAAAAAGCUUUCAAUUGGGGUUUUUUCUUCAAAUUCCUACUUCCUACAGCAGUCGCUUCUGCAGGUGAUAUUGGUUUCAGUAAUGUUUCCUUCAAAUAUGUUCCCUUGACAAUCUAUACGAUUAUAAAAUCGUCCAGUAUAGCAUUUGUUCUUUUGUUCGGGUGUAUUUUCAAGUUGGAGAAGUUCCAUUGGAAGUUGGCCCUUUUAGUAAUAAUUAUGUUCGGUGGUGUAGCAUUGAUGGUCCUUAAACCAAGUGAUCCCAACAGUACAGAAAAUGACAGAGCCUUGGUUAUUUUUGGUAGCUUCCUCGUCUUGGCAAGCAGUUGUCUUUCUGGAUUAAGAUGGGUUUAUACUCAAUUGGUGCUGACAAACAAUCCAAUUCAUACUAAAGACGUAGUAGCAGUCGCAGAAUCGGAGGAUACUUUUUUUACUGAAAAUGAGGAUAAUAUUGACGAUGAACCUGUUGUUAAACUUGCUAAUAGCAAGAUGCUAAAAAAAUGCAGAGAAUCUAAGCCUCAUCCGAUUCAUACGAUCUACCAGUUGGCUCCUAUAAUGGGGGCUACGCUAUUGCUUACCUCACUACUUGUUGAAAAACCGUUUCCUGGCAUUUUCAAUUCCAGCCUAUUUAGGCUUAAUAUAGAACAGGGCAGUGACGGUACACACCCCACUAUUCUCUCUAUUAUAAAGGGUCUUUUUCUAUUAAUUUUGCCUGGAUUUGCGGUUUUUUUGAUGACAAUUUGUGAAUUUAGCAUCCUGGAACAAACACCCGUUUUGACGGUAUCUAUCGCCGGUAUCGUAAAGGAAGUACUGACAGUCAUAUUCGGUAUGAUUAUUCUUUCUGAAAGGUUAAGCGGUUUUUACAAUUGGGUAGGCAUGCUCAUCAUCAUGGCAGAUGUUUGCUAUUAUAAUUAUUUCAGAUAUAAGCAAGAUUUAUUACAACGAUAUCAGUCAGUUUCGACUCAAGAUCGCAGUAACGAGGCAAAGGGAUUUCAAGACUUCGAGCAAUUAGUGAGUAAAAAAAGCGCACCAUACUCUAUUAUCGUUGAUUCAACAAACCAAGAGUACGAGCUUGAUAUUAUUGCACAAAAUGCUAGUCGUUCAUCCCAGCAGGUCUGA